GUGUUUAGAGAUUAAAUGAAGAUAAAAAUAAUGCUAGUUAUACUGAUAGUAACUAAUAUCAACAGAAUUAUAUCUAAUUACUUAGGCUGGUAACAAUGUGACAACUUUGUAAAGUUUGUUCUAUUACGUAGAAUAUAUUUAUUAUAUAUUAUUCCAUAACAGUGCAUGAAAAUCAAAUCUUGGUUAAACAUUUCAUCUUAUUGGAUAUUAAAUUUUAUAUUCUAUUAGAACACUAGUAUCACAUAGUCUCAUAUUAUUUUGAGGUUUUUAAGCAUGCUAUCCAAUAUCUGAGUUUUACUAUGAUAGUUACAAUAAUAACCUUGAAUGCCACUAAAGAGUAGGAUUGAUAUUUUGUCUUUUUUUUAUCUCCUUAUCACUAUUGUAGAGUCUUUAAGUAAUAUCAACUAAAUUUAGUGCUUGUUAUCAGGCAAAUAUACUGUCAGUACAAUAGAUAUUUAAAUUUUAGUAUGGAUACAUGAGAAUAAUAUCUAAUCUCAAGGCGAUAACGUAUGCGAUCAACGUAUAACUUACUUAUCGAAAGCUCAAGCUAAAGAGUAUAAUGAGUAAUCAUACAAGGGUUUGCAAUGAAAAUUGCCCUGAAAGAAAUGCCGACGACAAGCCCAGAUUUCUGUCCUGCCUUAAGGCAUACUGGCCUGAACUGUCAGAAGGGUGCAGCAACGAUGAUGCUUAUAUGGGCGGCAGCGACGUGGAAGGGGAGGGAAAACAAGUCUUGGUUGGGGUAUGCGCGAUGGCGAAGAAAUCGCAGAGUAAACCGAUGAAAGAAAUUUUAACAAGGCUCGAGGAAUUUGAAUAUAUCAAAAUUGUUGUGUUUCCGGAAGAUGUGAUACUAAAGGAACCCGUGGAAGAUUGGCCUGUAGUUGACUGCUUGAUAAGUUUCCACAGUAAAGGCUUCCCACUCGAUAAGGCUAUAAACUAUGCGAAUUUACGUAAUCCAUUUAUCAUUAAUAAUCUUCCGAUGCAAUAUGAUAUCCAGGAUCGCAGGAGAGUUUAUGCCAUACUGGAGAGCGAAGGUAUCGAGAUUCCACGGUACGCCGUUCUCGACAGGGACUCACCAGAUCCGAAACAAUCUUUUUCAGAUCAUGAAUUGGUGGAGUCGGAGGAUCAUGUGGAAGUGAAUGGUAUUACUUUUAACAAACCUUUUGUGGAAAAACCGGUGUCUGCUGAAGAUCAUAAUAUUUAUAUUUAUUAUCCCACCUCUGCGGGUGGAGGCAGUCAGAGAUUAUUUAGAAAGAUAGGUAGUCGUAGUAGUGUAUAUUCUCCGGAGUCUCGUGUUCGUAAGACUGGUUCGUAUAUCUAUGAAGAUUUUAUGCCUACCGAUGGUACUGACGUUAAAGUUUAUACCGUGGGACCUGACUAUGCACAUGCCGAGGCGAGAAAGAGUCCAGCUCUCGAUGGCAAAGUCGAGAGAGACUCGGAGGGCAAAGAGAUUCGUUAUCCGGUGAUAUUGAGUAACGUCGAAAAACUUAUUAGCAGAAAAGUAUGUUUGGCCUUCAAGCAAACGGUGUGUGGUUUCGACUUGCUGAGAGCGAAUGGACAGUCGUUCGUAUGCGAUGUAAAUGGAUUUAGUUUUGUAAAGAAUUCGAAUAAGUAUUACGAUGACUGUGCCAAGAUUCUGGGAAAUAUGAUACUGAGGGAAUUGGCUCCAACAUUGCAUAUUCCAUGGAGCGUGCCCUUUCAGUUGGAUGAUCCUCCCAUCGUGCCAACUACAUUUGGUAAAAUGAUGGAAUUGCGCUGCGUUGUGGCGGUUAUCAGACAUGGCGACAGAACUCCAAAGCAAAAGAUGAAAGUAGAAGUACGCCAUCCGAAAUUCUUUGAGAUAUUUGCAAAGUACGAUGGCUAUAAACAUGGUCAUGUGAAGUUGAAGCGACCCAAGCAGUUACAGGAAAUUCUCGAUACGGCGCGUAGUCUACUGGCGGAAAUACAGCACCGUGCAGCGGGACCCGAGCUGGAGGAAAAGCAAGGGAAACUGGAACAACUCAAGAGUGUGUUGGAAAUGUACGGACAUUUCUCCGGUAUAAAUCGUAAGGUCCAAAUGAAGUAUCAACCUCGGGGACGACCUCGGGGAAGUUCUUCCGACGACGGUAACGAUCUCAAUCGACUGGGCGAACCAUCUCUCGUUUUGAUAUUGAAGUGGGGCGGUGAAUUGACGCCGGCUGGACGUAUUCAGGCGGAAGAGUUAGGACGCAUAUUCCGUUGCAUGUACCCCGGUGGUCAAGGUAGACACCUUAGUGAGGAAGAAUCAGAGAUGUUACCAAACCACGGUGAAUAUGCAGGUGCGCAAGGACUAGGCUUGUUACGCUUGCAUUCCACAUUUCGCCAUGAUUUGAAGAUAUACGCCAGUGACGAGGGACGUGUCCAGAUGACCGCAGCGGCAUUCGCAAAAGGAUUACUCGCGUUGGAAGGAGAAUUGACGCCCAUCCUCGUGCAAAUGGUGAAGAGCGCGAACACCAAUGGUCUGCUGGACAACGACUGCGACAGUAGCAAAUAUCAAAACAUGGUAAAGACCCGUUUGCAUGAGCUACUGCAACAGAACAGAGAGUUCACUCGCGAAGAUCGCGAGCAGAUCAAUCCAGGAAACGCGUUGAGCAUUAACGCCGCUUUGGACUUCGUCAAGAAUCCAGUCCGAUGUUGUCAGCAUGUCCACGCUUUGAUUCAGAAGCUCCUGGACAUCGUACGUAUCAAGAAGGAAGAUCUGAAGACGAAGGACGCGAUACUCUAUCAUGGUGAAACUUGGGAGCUAAUGGGACGUCGUUGGGGAAAAAUAGAGAAGGAUUUUUACACGAAGCAGAAGCGUUUCGACAUAUCUAAAAUUCCCGACAUUUACGACUGCAUAAAGUACGAUCUGCAGCACAAUAAUCAUACAUUACAGUUUGAGCACGCGGAGGAAUUGUAUACAUAUGCCAAAUCUUUAGCGGACAUAGUGAUCCCUCAGGAAUACGGUUUGACGGUGCAAGAGAAACUGACCAUUGGUCAAGGAAUAUGUACACCUUUGUUGAAAAAGAUACGAGCCGACCUACAACGAAAUAUUGAAGAAUCCGGAGAAGAGACAGUUAACAGGCUUAAUCCAAGAUAUUCCCACGGUGUUUCGAGUCCUGGACGUCAUGUUCGUACGAGGUUGUAUUUUACGAGCGAGAGUCAUGUACAUUCCUUACUUACCGUAUUGCGUUACGGUGGUUUACUCGAUGUGGUAAAAGAUGAACAGUGGCGACGCGCGAUGGAAUACGUUAGUAUGGUCUCAGAAUUGAACUACAUGUCGCAGAUUGUCGUGAUGUUAUACGAAGAUCCCACCAAGGACCCGAGCAGCGAAGAGCGUUUUCACGUCGAGUUACACUUCAGUCCUGGCGUCAACUGCUGCGUACAGAAGAACCUGCCGCCUGGACCUGGAUUCAGGCCACAUUCGCGCAAUGAAAGCAGUCAUAAUAUGGGGGAGAGCGGUGGUUCCGGUCAGGAUACUACGUCGCAGUGUAGUACUCGAAUAGAGGAGGAAGACGCAGAAUUAGGGAUUAUGGAGGAUGACCUAGUGAAUCCUGUGGUGCAAACCGACACGCCUCCGUCGCUAAUGGAAACCGACGCUGUGGAUUCUAUGCUAGACAGCCCGACAACCAGUCGCGGGAUCGAUAUGAUGGAUCUAGACCCGAACAUGAUGGACGAGCCGUACGAUAGCGGCUUUCUACAGAGCUCGGCUCCGAUUCCCAUCAGUGCCAGAACAGUGGCCGGACAUGAAGCAGCUAGACUUGGUAGUCAGUUGGCGGCGAGUCAACGUCAACGGCGAAGCAGAGAAGUGGGAACUAUCGUCGAGCCGCGCGCGCGAAGCUACGACCAUCAGCGGCAAGAGAAAUCGGAGAAAGCUGCGGACAAGCUGCAGUAUCAGAGCUUGGACGCGGUCAACAAGGAAGCCGUGGAACCGGAAGGACCUCGUGACGAUCGGCGAAUGCCACGUGGACCAUCCACGUGUUCGAGGAAACCGGCGACCCUGGCUCAGUCGCACAGCUCGCCGGAACUGCCGGUUUCGUCGGACGCAGGUUCCGCGAACUCUUCCUCUUCGGACCCGCCACUACCCACGAUCACGCUUCACAGCACGCCGACCUUGGUCUCGGCCAAGGUCGAUGACAGACAGCUACUUGCCAUUCCCCGCUCGUUGCUCGUCCCGUCGAUCGCGAUCGGCGGUAUCCUGCUGCAGGAGCAGCAGCAACAGCAGCAACCUGCUGUCGAGUUUUACCGGUCGUCGUAUUGCAGCAGGAAGUACGAAAGGUCGCGCUCCGAAGCGGUUCUGCUCUCGUCCGUCGAGAUCUGCGCAAGGCGCCACCGUCACAGUAUCUCCGGACAGAUGAGUUAUUUCAAGCUGUUGGGCUACAAUGUCAGCAAGAAACUCACUGGCUCGGCGAACAGCCUCUUCAGCACGGCCGUGAUAAGCGGCUCCUCGAGCGCGCCGAAUCUUAAGGACAUGGUGCCGCCGCAUGCGUCUGCGGUUGCUGCGAUAGAAGGUUUUGGCGGAGUACCACCUAUCAGACCACUGGAAACCCUUCACAACGCGUUGUCGCUACGUCAGCUGGAUUCCUUCCUGGACAUGAUGACCAGCGUGCCGUUGUUCCGCACUCCGGCCUCAUCACCGCCUAAGCACCCGUCGCCGGCCAGUUCGACGCACGAAUCGCUCAAUCCGAUUCUCUGCCAUCCCGGGAUCAGUCGCGAGUAUCACUCUUCCGACACGGAAGCCGUCAGAUAUAUCACACCGACUCCGAUACAGUACAAAUCUCUGGGCGAAGUAGAGGCGUGUGACAGAGGGAAUCUACCAUCACCUACUAGUCCAAAUAGUACAGGAUGGAGUAGCGAGCCGCAAUCCUUCUUGUCUUCCGAGCCGUCGUCACCGGCACCGACCUCGACCGGCGAGUGCAGUAUGUCCAUAAGUUUAAUAAGUAACGAUGGCGCUCAGCUUUUCAGCAACGCGCCGAAGUUCUCGACGACUCCUUGUCUGGACGUUGAUUUUAACGAAUUCUGCAUGAGACUCGACCAAGAGAAUCGAGAAAGUCGCGGCAGCGUCUCAUAUACGGAUUAUUACAGCAACGAGGACGGUCAGAUACGCAAAAUAACGCAGAUACCGCAAGCAAUGCAGCAAGUGGCCGCAGCAGCGGCAGCAGCAGCCGGUAACAGCUUGCAGUCGAAGACUACUGUGUGCGACGAUGAUCUUCCCGCUGACAAUGUUGACGAGGACGAAGAUCAUACGUUGACUUUGAGACAAAAUGAGGAGCAAAAGAAACAAGAUGUUAAAUUGAUAUUCGAGCAACGGGACAACGUCAAUCACGCGAAAGUAAGCGGUGGCUGUAAAAAAAUCGGACGGUUUCGUGUGGAGAGUACGGAUAUAACUCAGGGUGAUGUCAGAAUCAAAGAGACCGACAAUACUAUUGCCGCGGUGCCUGAAAAGGGGAAACCGUCCACGCCUCAAAAGUCCGACUCGCCGAAAUCCACCGCUGCGGACAAAAUGAUGCGGAAGGAUUCGAAGAAGAGCAGCAGCAGCCAACACUCGUCACAGAAGCGCAGAAACUUUUCUCGUUCGCAGAGUGUCACAGCACCAAAGCCUGUCGGAACGAAACCUGCCGAACCCAGCUGCAGCUACAAGUGCAUGAGUUCGAAGCAGGGUUCGUUAUCGACUAUGUCGGCCGCAGAUCUGGAGAACUGGAAGUUGAGCGUGCUAAAUCCAACGACGUCGUCGUCGGAAUGCGCGACUCAGCAGGACGAACCGAUACUCACUGUAGCAGGUAGUUUCGCAGACAACUCGAACGUAACCGUAGGUUUUGACGUUAAGGAGGAGAAGAAGGAAGAGUAGAGAGAUGAUAUCUCGCGAAUUGAUUCCUCCAAUUUCCAUUGCAUAAAAUUCUCGAUCUAUUUUCAUCGACUUGGCAGCGUUACAAUGUUAAAGAAGAACCGAGAUAGAACACAUCGCGAAGACAGAUAACGCUCUGUAGAUUUUAGAGAAGAUAAUUCAUUCUUCCUGUCGAUUGUAUCAUUAUGAGACAAGUAUUAAGCAGAAAGUAUUAGUAGGAUGCGAUAUAGUCACUUUGACGUUUCAUAGUAGUCUAAGUUGAAGUUGAUCAAAACAUACACGACCAAGACCAUUCGUUUAGCGAAACUUGAAACAGCGGUACUUAAACCGUAUCUGCUCCUUUUCUAGAUUAUCUAACAAGAUACUGAUUUAAGUGAGAGUACGAUAUAACACACAGUUUAACAUCUUUCAAGGAAUAGCGAUUAAUCCCUGUAAGUUAUUUCACGAAAAAAUAUAUAUUUUUUAUUAACAUGUAUGUAGUAAUCACGUUAGGUGAUCUUUUACAAAAAGAAAGAAAGAUAUGGCAGAUAUUAAGUUAUGGAUUUAUGAUUUUUGAAAUUUAUAUAAUAGGGAAAUUAUAUAUUAGGGAAAUUUAUAUAUUUCUGACGACAACACAUUGCAUAAAAUUACCACUUUGUGUAGAUAUAUCUUAUUCUAUAUAAAAGAAAUUGAAAAUAGGGAAUUUUUGAUCAACAAACGCAAAUCAAUAGUGUAAUUGCGACUAUUUAUAAUUUUAAUCAGGAUCUAAAAAUUGCACCCUAAUAUUCCCGACUAAAAUCGUGUUUUCUGUCUGAAAUAUCGUAAUUAUGUGCAUAUCUGUCUUCUAGAGAGAUACAGAUGUAAAAAGGCUUGUAUCAAUGUAGAUAAAUGUUAUGUGAUAAAUAUGUUUUUCAGUUGAAGGUGAGGAUUAGUACAUAAGUAAGCGUGGAAAGAGAUAUACAAUUACGAAUGCUGAGAAAAAUUAUUCUUAGAAAAAAUUGUAAAAAUGUAAACUUCUCUAUGCUAUAUUAUGUUCUUGUGUAUUGUAGGCUGUUGUAAGCUGACAGUUAGUUCCUUAUAGUUACCAAAGGUGCGAAAUUUAAUACAUGUACGUGUCGUUUAAAGUAUAUCGCAGAACAACGAAGAUAUCCCAUUAGAAAUUCUAUGUUCUCAGAUUCGAAAAAUACACGCAUUUCGAGGAUAUUUAGUCUUUGUAUAGCGAUUACUGGGAUCAGGAGGACUUUAUCCGAGCCAAAGAAUACCUCGUGCGUUUGACGUUGCGUAUAGAAACAAUCUCUGUAUUGUUACACAUGCAGCCGAUCAAAUCGUGAGUGGGAAGGAGGUAUAACAUGUUUCAUAGAAAUGUUACCUGUGAACAAGUAAUAGUAUCUAUAAAAUAGCUAACAAUGUGCUACAUAUGUAUACACAUAACGUGUAUAUCAUACGUGAGGAAGAGAGUUUUAAUAAAAUGAUAGAUAUAGAAUGUAAAAAA
Molecule: messenger RNA, 7310 nt
Organism: Odontomachus brunneus
Lineage: Eukaryota; Metazoa; Arthropoda; Insecta; Hymenoptera; Formicidae
Product: inositol hexakisphosphate and diphosphoinositol-pentakisphosphate kinase 2
Exons: 29
Coding region: 560-5842 (1760 amino acids)
Biological process (GO): inositol phosphate biosynthetic process; inositol metabolic process
Cellular component (GO): cytosol
Molecular function (GO): diphosphoinositol pentakisphosphate kinase activity; 5-diphosphoinositol pentakisphosphate 1-kinase activity; inositol hexakisphosphate kinase activity
Source: RefSeq, a predicted model, not a curated record